Mesorhabditis spiculigera is the source of this 2067-nucleotide messenger RNA. NCBI's taxonomy places the organism in Eukaryota, Metazoa, Nematoda, Chromadorea, Rhabditida, Rhabditidae. The record is from the annotation of a GenBank genome assembly.
AUGGCGGCCAUCGCCCAUGCGCACACUCCAAUCGGAGCCCCAGAGGUGCUCGACGGGGCGCCCGCCUCGAUGUCCGGCAUGUCGCUGGGCAGCCGGAACUCGGAUGGCCGGAGUCCCCGUUGCGAGGCUUUCCUCAUGACGGGCGACAAGAUCCUCAACCUCACGCCUAACAUCUCGCCCUGUUAUGCCAAGCUGGCCGGCGAACAGUUGCCGCCGAAUUCGCAGAUAGCCGAGACGCCGAGGCGUCCGCUUGACCACGAAUUUCCGUCCGUCAGGAGGAGCAGAAUCCCGAAGCGUGAUUUCGGUCAGGUCGCUUCCAAUUCGAAGGAAGGUUCGGAGGAGCGGACGCUGCAAGUGAUUUCUCCACUGAAUCUUGUUGAUUGUCAGCCGGAAAAUUCUCGCGCGAAUGAGAAGGCGGAUGGCAAUCGAGAACUAGAGCAAGGUCCAUCAACUCCCCUCGAAACCGAAGAGAAAAUGUCAUUCGAAGGAGUGCCAACGAGGGAGCGCAUCGACUCCUCGAUGCAGACAUCCAUCUGCGCUAUGGCCCCAACCUCAUCACACCCGCAGCUCAGACACAAAACUUCGAGCUCCGAUACGUUUGUUAUUGCGAAGGGCAGCCCGACGAAGGACAGCGCCGUCACCGUAAAUGCAGUGAUGAACACGCCGCGCAAAUCGGUCACACCAAUCACUUCUGGCUGCACCAGUCCAGCUAUCAAUCGCAUCCGCACCAUGGCUUCCGGCUCGAUUUCUUCGGCGGGUCGACUCGACCAUUCCGGCAACCCAGCAGCGACACUAGCUCGCCAUCUCUUCUGCUUGAAUGGCCAUACGACGGCGCAGGUCGCCCAACAGCUUGACCUUCAGAACGACUUUGCGCGUGUUGUAACCGAGUACUACUUCAAUCUGCUACAGUUCCAGGGCAAGCGCAUCGAUGCGGCCAUCCGAGAAUUCAUGUCACGGGUCGAGUUGAUCGGGGAAACGGCACAGCGAGAACGACUGCUACAGCAUUUUUCCGAGCGUUACUACGAGUGCAACCCGUCGCUGUUCAAGUCUACUGAUGAUGUCCAUGCGCUCACUUGCGCUCUUCUCCUCUUGAACUCCGAUCUGCACAAUCCGAACAACGGCAAGAAAAUGACUGCUCGGGAAUUCGUAAACAACAUCGCCGGAACUGGGACUAGCAUCGAGCCGCGACUUUUGAAGGCGCUGUACAACAGUAUCAAGCAGAAGCCGAUAAUAGCGGAUCAGCCCGUCACGACGUUGUCGCGCAACGGAACCAUCAAGAAGGCUCUUCGUCUGGCCGAGGUUGACCCCGAGAGCCAAGUCGAAUACAAAUCUGGCUGGCUGAUGCGCAAAUGCCUCUACGACUCGGAGGGUACCCGAACCCCAUUCGGACGACGGGGCUGGCGAAUGUGGUACGUGCGGCUGCGCGGCUUGGCACUUUACUUUGAUCGUGAAGAAGUGAUAAAGAAGCGCUCUCGAUGGGAGACCUUCUCCAACACGAUACUGCUUCACCACGCCGUCGCCAGCGAAGCCCUGGACUACGACAAGAAACCACAUUGUUUCCGACUCCGCACCGCCAAUUUUGGGGAGUAUCUCUUCCAAACAAGUGACAGCGUCGAAGUUGCCAACUGGAUAAGCGAGAUCAACUUUGUCUGCGCCUCGCUCUCCACCAAAUCUCUGCCGCCGGCCGUUUCCGCGUGUUCAUUCACAAAACCGCGUCUACCCGCGCUCCCUUCGACGGCUAGCCUCCCGGAUCAGGUCAAGAAUCACGAGAAUGCCUGUGCUACGCUGAAGCACCAGCUGGAGACGGUGCGCGAGAAUGCCCCGCCAAUCAAUGCGAAAGGGCGUGUGGUUCACGAAUUCUUCUAUCGCGAACGCUUUUUGACGGCUGAGAUUGAGCGCUACGACAGAUAUGCCAUCAUACUUCGCCAUAAGCUCGGUCCGCAGGUUCUCGCCAAGCUCGGUGGCGGCUCUUCGGAUAGCACCUCCGGCGUCCACUCGAAAUCCGACCUGGCUGACGACGCGGACAAGCUCUCCUACCGCGAGGCCCUCCAACACAACGGCCAUUAU